Messenger RNA from Ornithodoros turicata, 2301 nucleotides. RefSeq lists its product as uncharacterized. Bases 1 to 2301 code for a protein of 766 amino acids. The record is from RefSeq and is a predicted model, not a curated record. NCBI's taxonomy places the organism in Eukaryota, Metazoa, Arthropoda, Arachnida, Ixodida, Argasidae. The transcript is spliced from 3 exons.
AUGCAGGAAUACCUGGAGUCCCUUCGUGAGCGCUAUCGUCUCCUCCUUCGGUCGCCUCCAGGCGCCGCGCGAAGAGCUCACCUCAGAGCGCAAAGUCUUGCCGGGCCCGGCGUAGUGCAGUAUCUCCAAAGUACUCGCCACUCCCACAGCAGCCAAUGUCCUCCGCACUCCUUACGCCGUCGUGAUGGAUCCUUAGCAGAAUAUCCGGGUGAAGUCAUACGUGGCUUUGAGGAGUUCUUUCGAAAUCUCUACACAAGCUGUCCAGUGGACGUUGCCGGUACAGAUUCCUUUCUUGAUGGACUGCUGACGCUUUCCGAUGUGGACCGGGUCUCUCUCGAACUGCCGUUGACUAUUGAGGAGCUCGACACCGCGGUGACCACUGCAGCUUCUGGAACAAGUCCCGGCCCUGAUGGACUGCCGGUCGAGUUUUACGUUACGUUCUGGCCUCUUCUCAGACGGUUCUUUCUUGGCGUUCUUCAGACGAGCCUAAGCGGAGAGCCCUUCCCAGAGUCGUUUGGUUUUGGACACAUAAUUGUUUUGCCCAAGAAUAGCGGUGACCAUGCUGACCCAGAAAAUUGGCGGCCCAUUACUCUCCUGAACUGUGACUAUAAGUUCCUGACCGCGAUAUUGGCCAAGCGAAUCCAGAGUGUCUUGCCAUCCGUCAUACAUUCUUCACAAACGUGCGGUGUGCCAGGUAGGAGUAUGUAUGGCACUCUUUCUGGUUUGCGCGACAUUCUGCGUUAUGCUACGGCUACGUCUGUGCCAUCGCGGGGCUGCUUGUUAUCACUCGACCAGGCGAAAGCUUUUGAUGGUGUCGAGCAUGCGUACAUGCUCGCUGUGCUUCAGGCGUACGGGUUUCCAUCAUGGAUCUGUGGUGUCAUUAGACGACUGUACAACCACCACCGUAGCCGCAUCUUCAUGCUGCACCGCUUCUCUGAUGAGUUCACCGUAACCAGACGUGUCCGACAGGGCUGCCCUCUUUCUCCCGCCUUGUUUACACUGGUUAUUGACCCUCUUCUAUGGGCCAUCGAUACAGACACGCACAUUCACGGCAUCCCGCUUCCAAUCUCUGGAACGUGGAAGGUGGCUGCUUACGCAGAUGACGUUACGGUUCUACUGCGUGAUGCUGGUUCGGUUGAUGAGGUCCUACGCGUCUAUGAUGCAUAUGCAGUCAUCUCGGGAGAGUUACUCAACUAUCGGAAGACCAAGCUCAUGCCUCUCGGAGAUUGGGCUUCCUAUUUGUUACUGCCCUUCUCGUGCGCUACAUCCCUUAAAAUAUUAGGUGUUGUGUUCGAUCGUCACGGUCCUACAACCUCAAACUGGACGACUGCACUGCAAGAUCUCUGCUCCAGGUGUAAAGCUUCUGAUGCAUACGCGCUGUCCUAUCUAGCGUGCAUAUCUGGCUCGGAGUGUCUUCUGUGGCCGUCAUACCUGCUCAUACUGCCCUUCUGUCCUUCCUUUGGAGGAAGCGGCGAGGGUGGACUGGCCCUACCUGACAUGAGCCUGAUGAGCAAAGGGAUUGCCCUGAACACCGUCCUGCAGAUACUUCGUGGUGAGCCAUCGCCAACGCAAGUGCUCCUAAAGUACUGGAUGGGUCCAUUAGCGCGAGACCUUUUGCCAGAGGCAUAUGAUCCAUCAUUCCCAGCGGCGCGAUCUCCGCAGCGUUUCCAUGCUACUGUUCAUGCUUAUCGUCGCAAACUGGAGUCUCUCUCUGUGUCCGUGAGUGCCCCAUCACGAAUGUCCCAAGCAGUUUUAUGGAGCGAAGUGCAGGUCAGCGCAAACUGGAUUGGACGCCUUCAGCAGGUUAGAACAGUUCGAUGGGCGUCAGCCAUAGGUUCGUGGCUCCCUGCUCCCUUGCGUGACGUGGUGUGGAACUUUGCAUGGGGCAUCCAUCCCACGCGGGACCGCCUUCAGACAUGGAACUUGACCCCGACGGACAAUUGUGUCGAGACGAACUACCACGUGCUUUUUGACUGUCGGAUUGCAAGAAUUUCUUGGCGGCAUACGAACAUCAUAUGCCCAGUGCCCUUACAUCGUCGACAGUCCUGCCACCGGAUUAGCGCACUUUUAACGGCUUGCGGGGCACAGGUUCUGUGGGCAGCGCGCUGCAAAGCUGUGGCACAACGUCUGCGGAACAUCCCUGUUUUCCUAUUGGUGCGGAAAUUGAGAGUUAGCGUAGUCGCCAUCCUGCAGCAGGUCCUCUUCGCGCUGGGGGAGGAUGGCUUCUGGCGUCGAUGGCGUGAUCACCCUUCCGUUGUCAUUCAGGAUGCGUAUGUUAGCAUCGUUGGUGCACUUCCAUAA